Messenger RNA from Daldinia loculata, 960 nucleotides. RefSeq names its product Glyoxalase/Bleomycin resistance protein/Dihydroxybiphenyl dioxygenase. The coding region runs from base 1 to 960 and encodes 319 amino acids. Gene Ontology annotation, cellular component: mitochondrion. Gene Ontology annotation, biological process: L-methylmalonyl-CoA metabolic process. Gene Ontology annotation, molecular function: methylmalonyl-CoA epimerase activity. The record is from RefSeq and is a predicted model, not a curated record. The transcript has 5 exons. NCBI's taxonomy places the organism in Eukaryota, Fungi, Ascomycota, Sordariomycetes, Xylariales, Hypoxylaceae.
AUGGCGGCCCCGAGAAAGAUCCAGCUCGUGCGCAUAGCACACGUGUACUAUAAGUACACAGACAUGGACAAGGCUAUUACUUUCUUGAAAGACUUCGGAUUCACUGAGGAGAAGAGGGUAUCGGAUGACAAGAUCUACUGGAGAGGAUACGGGACAGAACCGUGGGUGCUUUGCUCCAUCAAGGCAGACAAGGCCGAAUUUGGCGGCGCGAGUUUCGUCGUCGAGUCAGAGGAAGACUUGAAGAUCGCAUCCGAGACACUACCGAAAGCCACCAAGGUAUACGAUUUAUCGGAUGCACCCGGCGGUGGCAAAGGCGUAACUUUCUAUGACCCGGUCGACGGGUUUCCGUUUCACUUGGUCCACGGCCAGACCUCUGCUCAGAUGCUAGAAAUCCCUCUACCACACGAACCCGUCAACUACCCUAUCGAAAAGAACAGACCUGCAGGCAGGUUCCAGCGAUUCGAGAAGCGGCCCGCUCCGGUACACAAGCUCGGUCACUUUGGUGUGAGGUCGACGAACUUCGCAAAGGCUUACAAGUUCUACUGCGAUCAUUUUAACCUUAUAGCCAGCGAUCUCAUUCACGACGCCGAGAAGAUUGACCGGACGGUAUUUUACCGGAUAGAUAGAGGAGACGAACCGGUGGACCAUCACGUCUUUUUCUUCGCCGAAGGUACCCCGUACAGAGUGCACCACUCUUCUUUUGAGACGCACGACUUCGACACUCAAGUCCUAGGUCAUGACUGGCUGCGAGAGAGGGGUUACAAGAACUGCUGGGGUGUUGGGAGACACGUCCUUGGCAGUCAGAUCUUCGACUACUGGUACGACCCGCACGGCUUCAUUAUGGAGCACUAUGUCGACGGUGACUUAGUGACCGCUUCUGAGCCCACGCAUCGCUCGCAGGCUGGUCCUGGAAGUCUACACGUGUGGGGUCCCGAUGUUCCUGGAGAUUUCCUGGACUAA